Molecule: messenger RNA, 3859 nt
Organism: Labeo rohita (rohu)
Lineage: Eukaryota; Metazoa; Chordata; Actinopteri; Cypriniformes; Cyprinidae
Gene: ajuba
Product: ajuba LIM protein
Exons: 8
Coding region: 1257-3326 (689 amino acids)
Biological process (GO): positive regulation of miRNA-mediated gene silencing; cytoskeleton organization; regulation of DNA-templated transcription
Cellular component (GO): P-body; transcription regulator complex; adherens junction
Molecular function (GO): transcription corepressor activity
Source: RefSeq, a predicted model, not a curated record
UAAGAAGUUGGCUUGUGUGACGAAAUAGUGGGAUGCUAUUCAUGCGCGCUGCCCGGGGGAAAGGUGUUCCGGUCGGGAAAAAAGCCACAGAGGAAGAAGAAAGGGGGAGGAAGGAAAAAAUUUGGAAAGAAAGAAACUGUACGUUGAACAUUUUAGCGCAGUUUUCCGGCGUAGAGUGCGCAGUGCGUGUUUAUCUACGCGAAUAUGUUUGGGUGAGCGAUACGCGAACUUCCUCCCUUCGACUCGCUGCAGCUGGUUUUUUAUCGUUACACGCUUUUGAAGACUUCCACUUCUGGGGAAUAAUGGUCAUUUUCUUUCAAACUGGACUGGGCAAAGUGGAAAUCCUGCGGGACAACAGGAGGCUUUGAUGUACCUUGUACUUUUCGUUGCUGAGGAAUACACGCUUUUGAGUUUUCGGGUACGGACGGCUCAUUUAUCCGCACAGAGAAACGUUUUCAACUUGCCUUUUUGAAAGCCGCUAGUUGAGACAGAAAGGGGUCGUGGUGUAUCCCAUAACCUGCGUGUUUAACUCCAACACAAUCAAAGGAAACCGCGCUGGAAUUUAUUCAGUAUUUAAACUCCAUUCUAAUUUUUUAAACAAUCGGCAGCGCCGAUUAGAUAAAUCCACAGAGACAAAGAACCAAGUGGCAAUUAAAAGACUUGCAAGUGGUUCCGACAACAGUGGCAGUGGAUCAGUGCUGCGAGACUCAACGUUUGAAUGGAUCCGUUCUGCGAGAGUCGGGGAGCAGAAUUAAAGACUCUUUGAAAAAGUUUUCACACGUUCGUUUGCUCACUGCCGAAGACAAGGCCACAAGUAGCUGCAAAAGGGAACGCAAACAAAUGGAUGAACAUGCUCCUGUUCACACGCAUGUCCAGCAAAUUCAUCACAAGCAAACAGUUUGGAGACAAACCGUUUGUUUUCAAGCCUAACUAGUCCGACAUGUAGCCUGCAGAAAAUGUCAUAGUGUUUUUAUUUAUCUUCAAAGUUAAAUAUUUAUUUUUGUAGCUCAUCCGAAAGUAUUAGUUUUUAACGGUAUUAUUAUUUUGUUAUAACCUUUGGAUGUCACUUAUCUUUUGGUCUGUUAUCUCAUCUGCUGUUAAAACACUUGAAUGAUGCUUGUGCCUACACUGUAUUUCACUGUAUUUAUGUAGUACGCUAUUUAAACCGUAGUUGUUUUUCAGGUGGCAUCUAAGGGAAAUUCAAUUCGUACUUUAUAUUUUAUAUCGUAGUUGAGCAUAUAUUAAAAAAAAACACAAUGGAUCGACUUGGCAGCAAACUCAAGCAGAAGCUCAAACUGAGUGACUCUGGAAGUGUCAAAUUCAGCAAAAAGAAAAAUGACUUGGCCAAUGCGAAUAACAACAGCAAUAGCAACAAUGCCAAUAAUGGGACCGUGACACAGAUCAAUGCACCUGUGAGCACAUCUCAGUUCCCACUCUCAUGUUCGACCUCUGUGGAGGUGUGCGGUCAGUCAGCCGGACGACCUGGCAAAGUGGGCACUUCUCAGAGAAUCGCACCCUCGAAUACCACCUCGGCCACAGUUCCUGAGGAUUGCGGGCCUGGGAGCGAACAUCACCCGUCUACCCUCGCCCCUCUACGGCGCCGGUCGCCCCAACAACGAGCGUCGUGCUACCUACCUGAAACGGUGGAACGGGGCGACUCGCCCAGAUGCGAAGGUGACCCGCAAGGAGCGUACAGCCCGAAUUCUCGUGUGGCCUUAAAGCAAAGGCGCUAUUCCCUGGAGCUCCAGCAGCUCGUUCGCCGCCAACAGCUACUCGCCCAGCCACCUCCGCUGUCGUCCGUACCACCUCCAUACCCGACGCACAGCUCGGCCGCCCGUUCGUCCGCCAUGGAGCCCAGCUUCCUCCAUGACUUAGAGCGCCACAAGCGUUUAUCCCUGCAGGAAGCUCUGUUCUACAAGCGUCUGAGCUCAGGUGGUGAGCCUUGGGACAGUGGGCGCCCCGCUUCCCUCUCUCAUCCACCUCAGAGGACCCAUGACAGUGGCAUAGGGGGGUUCUUCUUCCCACCUGCACCAGCGUUGAGCCCCUGCUCUUCUUUCAGCUUACAAGAGUCUGUGUUGGCAAGCCCUCGCUCCAGUUUUGCGAGCAGUACCGCUAGUGGAGGAGGCGGAGGCGGUGGGAGUCCUAUGGGUAGCCGGUGCAGCAGUAACCGGACCAGCGGCAUCAGUUUGGGCUACGACACCCGCCAUACACCUGGGCCCGCCCAGCAGAUCCAACUUGGCGCUACCACCCCAGGUCAGAUGUACCCUGUGCAGGCGUCGGGGAAAACAGGAGCGCCCCCUAUGGAGGUUUGGAGGGACUGUCUCGAAGGGGUGUCGGGAGGAAGUCCGCACGACAGCCGCCACUCAUAUCCGCCUGCGCUGAGCACACCCACUGCCACCUUCCACCGGGCAGAACCAGACUGGGGUCCCGCUGACCAGCGGGGAUCAAGAGGUGACGGUGUGGGCGAGAGGGCACGACACUCCGACUUGCUAGGAACCAGAUACCAGCAGGAGCUCACCCGCCUGCUAUUGAGAGAUGCUGCCCUGGAAGGAGAAGCGUUACUUGGGGGUCUGACUUUAAAAGAACAACCCGUGUCUACCACCAUCCUACCCAGCUCCGUAUCUACUCCAGCCCCAAUUGGAGCUCCAGGGAAAUCCCUGGAAGAACAGUCGGCUGGAUCUGUGGACAGACAGGAGUACUUCGGAACAUGUGUGAAGUGUGGUAAAGGUGUAUAUGGUGCAGAUAAUGCUUGCCAGGCUCUGGACAGCCUCUAUCACACCCGCUGCUUCACAUGCGUUUCCUGCGGGCGAACUCUCCGCAACAAGGACUUUUACAACGUCAAUGGCUCUGUUUACUGUAAGGAGGAUUACAUGUUCUCAGGCUUCCAGGAGGCAGCUGAGAAGUGCAGUGUUUGUGGUCACCUCAUCUUGGAGCAGAUUCUACAGGCUCUAGGGAACUCUUAUCACCCAGGAUGUUUCCGCUGUACCGUCUGCUCGAAGGCAUUGGAUGGAGUGCCAUUUACAGUAGACUACCUCAACAAUGUCUACUGCGUCUCUGACUACAACAGGACAUUUGCUCCCAAAUGCGCUGCCUGUUUACAACCCAUCUUACCUGCUGAGGGCAGUGAGGAGAUCCUCAGGGUGGUGUCAAUGAACAAAGAUUAUCACUUUGAGUGUUAUCACUGUGAGGAGUGUGGGAAGCAGCUCUCCGACGAGCCUGGAUCUCAAUGCUUCCCUCUGGAUUCCCACCUCCUCUGCCACUCUUGCCACAUGACCAGGGUGUGCGUCACACAUAACCUUCCCCCCUCACAACACACACUGAAAUGAGAACUAAUGUGCCUGACCAACUACUUUGUAUUCUCAUAUGCACACUAGUGACCACUGUAAAUUGUCGUCUUUCUGAUGUCUCUCUCUUCUAUGCCAGCUCUGUUUUCUUGAAGAUGAUAGCGAGAGGGGGAGAAAACACGUUUUCUCUUACUGAGACUUGAGGUCAUAAUACAUUUCAAAUGCAAAUCCCAGUACUGGUACAAACUAUAUCACCCCCUAGUGGCUGGGAAAUGCAGCAACUGAAUCCUGCUGAACAGAAUAUUUCUAUACAAGUUCUCCAAGUUUAAGAUUAUCGUUGCCUGCUUAUUUCAUUACUAGAGGGAGUUGAAUUAUCACAGAACACUGUUUUACUCCCGUAUCUACUGUUUGCUGUAGGGAAAAAACAAGGGAUUUUUUUGCUUAACAUUUUUUCUAUAUUUAAUAUCACUAGCAAAGAUUUUGCACUUAAACAUGUUUACCUAUUAAGAGAUUUUUUUAAAUAAAGUGAUUGCAAAAAGAUUAAAAACAUUCCUGUAUCUGUUUUAAUAAAUAAA